AUGGAUUGGGGCAAUGCUAUGCUUUCGCCAGAGAUGGCCAACCUACCACGGGUUACGGAUGGCGGGCCAUCGAAUAUCGUGCAGUCCACUAACUUCGGAGUCGAAUCUUCCGCAGCUACGGGUCUCAACUUCCCCAACAUCUUAACGGACGACCUGGACUACCUUGAACUGCAUGAUCUAGCCACCCGCAACCCACUGAGGACACUGUCCCCAGCUGCGCUAACUUAUGAGCUGCUCGGGCACCAACCUGGACCUGUAUCGCAGGCAGAACCCGCACCUCAUCCCCCGGCAUUUGGCGUUGAAUCACCCAGCAUUCCCUGGCUGGGACUUGAUACAAUGUGUGAAAGAUCUCAAAAGCAGUGCUCGUGUCUCAAGACCCAGCUCCAAUGCAUUGCCGAGCUGUGUGGACAUGUGGACUAUGACGGACUGAAAUUAGACCAAAUACUGGCCGAUGCACGACAAAUAACCCAAGCCACCGCUCAACAUAUCUGCUGCCAUGCGUGCCAGAAGACAUCAACCGGGCUCAUUAUAUUCACCAUUGCAUUGCAGCGGGUCGUACUUAUGCUCUGUCACGUAUGUAGAAACCCCCAAACUUAUCUUCAAGGGUUGAAGGUUGCGGUUGGGAAUUUUCAGCUAUCGGACGGGGAUGAUCGUGACCACAAGCGAAUGCUCGUCGUGUCGGCCACGGAUCGGCUGGAGGCAGUAGUGAAUAAUUUGGUAGCAGCAGUGCAGAAGUCUCAGCAGAAACAGCAUGAUGGACAAUUCGGAUCCCAAACGGCACGGGCGAAUCUAGACUGGAUAUCAGGGACGCUUCAGACCAUUUGCCGCCGCACCAAGGUGAUGAAAUCCAGGUUGCACUCGGAGACAUGGGGCUAUCAUUCCUCUUCAACCUCAAACGAUGCUAUGCAGACACAAAAGGAGCUCGAUAUUUGUUGA
This is a messenger RNA of Aspergillus pseudoviridinutans, 936 nucleotides long. RefSeq lists its product as uncharacterized. Lineage: Eukaryota; Fungi; Ascomycota; Eurotiomycetes; Eurotiales; Aspergillaceae. The transcript is spliced from 2 exons. The record is from RefSeq and is a predicted model, not a curated record. Bases 1 to 936 code for a protein of 311 amino acids.